Neltuma alba is the source of this 609-nucleotide messenger RNA. RefSeq lists its product as uncharacterized. The transcript has 3 exons. Bases 34 to 285 code for a protein of 83 amino acids. Lineage: Eukaryota; Viridiplantae; Streptophyta; Magnoliopsida; Fabales; Fabaceae. The record is from RefSeq and is a predicted model, not a curated record.
CUUCAUCUUCUUCAAUGUCCCUCCUCUUCGGUGAUGAAUCAAUCUUCUUCAUCUUCACAGCCUCCUUUAUUUACAAGUUGCGGCGACGGGAAGGGAGUGAUGAAAGGAAGAACUUGCACAAACAUUCUUCCUUUUCUCGUCAUCACAGUCGCGGCGAUUGGAAGGGAGUGUCAGGGGCGAAAAACUUCACAAAUAUUCUUCCUUUUCUCGUCAUCGAUGCGAAAGCGCGAGUUUAUUGAAAGGUUCGCCGCGGUGCUCUCACACUUUUGCUGCGACAAAGUAUGAUAGAAGCAAUCAAUAUAUUCAAUCCAUCUAUUUCACCGUGGCGCUCAGCUAACUUCGCCAUAGCGAAAGUACGCAGAAAGCUCAAACUUGGGAUUUCUACAAUAUGAGGAACCUUUGACGAAGGAUUCCCAACAAAAGUGCAGUAAAGCACAACUCGGGUAUUAUGAGGAAAAAAUAUGACUAAUUUAAACUUUUUUAGUCGCCUUGGGUUAAAUAAAAAAUAAAACCAAAUUAUGCAAUAAAGCACAAUUCGAAUCGUGUCUCUUGAGGAACUUUUUAUUAAUUCCUAAGUUAACUAAGUGACAAAAGAAUUAAAAAGGAGGG